Messenger RNA from Exophiala spinifera, 1401 nucleotides. RefSeq lists its product as uncharacterized. Bases 1 to 1401 code for a protein of 466 amino acids. Lineage: Eukaryota; Fungi; Ascomycota; Eurotiomycetes; Chaetothyriales; Herpotrichiellaceae. The record is from RefSeq and is a predicted model, not a curated record. The transcript has a single exon. Gene Ontology annotation, molecular function: pyridoxal phosphate binding; transaminase activity. Gene Ontology annotation, cellular component: mitochondrion.
AUGGCGCCACAUGCAGAGGAUGACUUCCUUUCCGGCACAGUGUCCGCGAAGCAAGCACUUCCCUAUGUCCCGCCCCUCUAUCGCAAUCUCGAUUUGCAAGCAUACGAAGAUGCUGCGACCGAAUACCUUGCCUGGAUUGGCAUUCCAUUCCACGAAGGAAUCAUAACGGGCUCCAAAGGGCUCUACUGCUAUACAGCCGAUGGCCGCAAGAUCCUGGACUGGACAUCUGGCCAAAUGUCUUGCCUCAUCGGCCAUGGGAAUCCAGAGAUCGUUAGUGUCAUUAACGAACACGCGGUCCACCUCGACCAUCUUUUCAGCGGCAUGAUUUCCCCUCCAGUCAUCAGCUUAGCGCAGCGUCUCGCCAGCGUUCUACCCAAGCCCCUCUCCAAAACACUCUUCCUGUCGACCGGAGGAGAGUCGAACGAAGCGGCAAUUAAAAUGGCAAAGAUAUACACGGGAAAGUUCGAGAUUGUUGGACUUGGUGGGUCAUGGCACGGGUUGACGGCUCAAGCACUGUCAUCGCAAUACUUUCACGGCCGUCGCGGGCAAGGCCCUCUAGUGCCUGGAGCACAUCAGCUACCUUCCCCGAACGCUUAUCGAUCAAUUUUCCGGAACCCUGACGGUAGCUACGACUGGGAGACCGAAUUAAACUAUGGAUGGGAGAUGAUCGACAGAGCCUCGUGUGGCUCUCUCGCGGCGUGCAUUGUUGAAUGCAUUCAGUCUGCUGGAGGGAUGCAUGUUUUACCGCCUGGAUAUCUGGCUGCAUUGAAAAAGCAUUGCGAGAAGCGAAACAUGUUACUUAUUAUCGACGAGGCGCAGACCGGACUGGGUCGCACGGGUGAUAUGUUUGCUUUCAAUCAUGAAGGCGUGGUUCCAGAUAUCCUAACCCUGAGCAAGACUCUUGGGAAUGGAAUUCCGCUCAGUGCGGUAGUGACCUCUCCGGAGAUCGACAGGGUGUGCAGAGAGCGAGAUUUUAUCUUCGUCACUACACACGUGAACGAUCCGCUGCCUGCCGCCGUUGGUGAUAAAGUUCUUGAAAUUGUGCUCCGGGAUAACUUGGUGGAAAACUCUCGCGUCAUGGGUCUCCAUCUCCAGGAGGGACUGAAGAAGUUGCAAUCACGGUACGGCUGCGUCGGUGACAUUCGUGGCCGAGGGUUAAUGGCUGGAAUGGAGAUUGUGGGUGACCCAACCACCAAAGCACCAUCAGCAGAGCUAUCGCAGGCGCUGGCAAACAAGGUCUACGGGCUGGGGCUGUGGGCCAACCUCAGCAGUCAACCUAUUUCCGGAGGAGCGUUUAGAAUUGCACCCCCGAUCACAACCACGCGAGAACAGAUUGAUGAGGGCUUAGAGAUUCUGGAGAAGGCACUUGCGGCGACCGAGGGCUCUCUGCCUCUGUACUGA